AUGGUGAUCAUGGCAAUUUGGGCAUUCGAAGCGCUCUCGAUCUUUGCCGGCUUACUACCACAUAGCGUGGUCGCUGUAGCUGCUCACUCGGUGCUAGUGAAUGUCAACCUGGUGAUCUACGCCACCUUCGCGGGCCUUUCGGUGGCUGCAAAUAUUCGGGUCGGCAAUUGUCUAGGAGCUGGAACGCCCGAUAAAGCGAAGAUGGCUCGGACUGUCGCGCUGACGAUGACCUUGGCCCUCUCAGUUACUUUUGCGACGUUGCUCUACUGCCUCAGUGCCGAAAUUCCUCUACUGUUUCUCGAUCCCGGUGAGAGUGCAGACCUUGCUUCGAAGGUGAUGGCAAUCUGGGCGCCGUUCACGAUUAUGGACGGUCUUAAUGCCGUCACGCAAGGGGUAUUCCGAGGUGCCGGUGAGCAGAGGGCUGCUACGACAGUCAAUGCGCUAGCGUACUACGCAUUCGCUAUCCCUUUCGGCGCAUUUCUAGCCUUCCAGUGUAAUUUUGGUGUUGAAGGACUAUGGCUGGGCCUCGGGUGCGGUAGCAGCGCAGCUGUGAUCGCGAUGAAUAGUUUAAUACACUGGCGCUGGAGCUGGGAAAAACGCGCAGAUGAUGCGCUGGCUCGCACAGACGAAUAA
This is a messenger RNA of Phytophthora sojae, 633 nucleotides long. RefSeq lists its product as hypothetical. Gene Ontology annotation, cellular component: membrane. The record is from RefSeq and is a predicted model, not a curated record. The coding region runs from base 1 to 633 and encodes 210 amino acids. NCBI's taxonomy places the organism in Eukaryota, Oomycota, Peronosporomycetes, Peronosporales, Peronosporaceae. Gene Ontology annotation, biological process: transmembrane transport. Gene Ontology annotation, molecular function: antiporter activity; xenobiotic transmembrane transporter activity. The transcript has a single exon.